AUGUCGGGCUUCUCCUUCUCUACCAGUUUAUCAACCUCCUCAUCAUCUUCAUCCCCAUCACCGUUUUCAUUUGCAUCGUCUUCAUCUCCAUCUCCGUUCUCAUUCUCAAACCCUGCCUCAUCCCCUUCGCUAUUUGGUUCAUCUACAUCCUCUAAUCCGACAUUCGGAGCGCCUUCAUCGUCAACUCCUUCGUUUGGGUUUUCGUUUGCAUCUUCGUCAUCUUCUACGCCGUCUUCCGCUGCACCCUCCGCCUCCGCCCCAUCACCAACUUUUGGUUUCGGGGCUUCCUCUGCUGCUGCUACCGGCUCUACACUGUUCGGUACAUCGUCUCCUGCCGGGGCAUCACCGUUUGGUGGAUCUGGUUUGUUUGGAUUAAGCUCUAGUUCUAGUGGCACUACCACCACCGCUACAAGUUUGUUCGGUUCUACUUCUACUUUUGGAUCCGGUAGCAUAUUUGGGGCUUCUUCAGCUUCAGCUUCGAGCACAACUACACCUACUGCGGUUAGUUCGCCUUUUUCUACAGGCUUAUUUGGAUCAUCAUCUACCUCUGGAACAUCAACUCCAACGUUUUCUUCAGCGUCAUCUGGGGCUGCAUCAUCAUCAUCAGCCCCAUCUUUACCUAAUUUAUUUGGCUCAGCUUCUUCAUCAGCAGCCCCUUCUUUUUCUAAUUUUGGUGCAUCACCAUCUAGCAGCUCAAUGUCAAGUUCAAUUACAACACCACCGGCUUCAUCUGCAGCACCAGGGUUUUCGUUCCUCAACGCUUCGAGCUCCAGCUCAGUCACUUCUUCCGCUGCUUCUGCUCCAGGUUUCUCAUUCCCAAGUGCAACCACCUCUGCACCCUCGUUUUCGUUUGCCUCCAGUUCAGCCGCGCCAUCUAAUACCACUUCUUCUGCUGGUUCAUCGUCAAGCCCCACCUCUAGCUUCUCUUUUGCGAAUGUAACAGCCUCUUCUGCGGCUCAAUCAUCUUCGGGGCUGGCUUUAAAUACAAAAACUGCUUCUACGACAGUAGCUACAACGACUACUUCUAGUGCUUCCACAUCUGCCAGUAGCGCUCUGUCGUUCCCUUCAUUUGUUACAUCUUCAUCUAGUGCUACACCAGCUACUGGAUCUGUUCCCAGUUUCGCAAGCCCUGCCAUUGGUGCUUCUUCUUCCGGAACUUCAAGCUCUUUUUUGGGAUUUCAAACUUCCUCCAAGACUACAGCUGCUACUACCCCAUCUUCCCAACCGCAAUCUACAGCUGCUUCAUCUUUGUUUAGUAUUCCUGCAGCCACAACAACCACUUCAACCAUUACAACCACUACUGCUCAAACAUCAUCCUCACUUGUUGUAGCUUCCAGUAGCGGGACAAGUUCGAGUGUGAGCACAGCUGUUGUCCCUGCACCAAAGUUACCAUCUGAAAUUACUGGAAAGACUGUUGAGGAGAUCAUCAAGGAGUGGAAUGUGGAGCUCCAGGAAAGAACCGGAAAGUUCCGGAAGCAAGCUAAUGCAAUUGCUGACUGGGACAGGAGAAUCUUGCACAACCGGGAUGUUCUUCUUAAACUUGAGGCAGAAGUCGCUAAAGUUGUUGAGACCCAAUCAAACCUUGAGCGCCAGCUGGAACUUAUCGAGACUCAUCAGCAAGAGGUUGACAAGUCAUUACAAAGUGUGGAAGAAGAAGCUGAGCGAAUAUACAAAGAUGAACACGGCCUACUUCUUGAUGAUGAAGCAGCUUCAACCAGAGAUGCAAUGUAUGAGCAGGCUGAAUUCAUAGAGAGAGAAAUGGAACAGAUGACUGAACAAAUAAAGUCGGUUAUUCAGACUCUUAAUGCCAAUCAGGCGGGAGAAGUUGAAGCAAGUGAUGGUAUGGGUAUGGCCCCGCUGGAUGUGGUGGUUCGGAUCCUUAACAAUCAACUAAGUUCAUUAAUGUGGAUCGACGAAAAGGCUGAAGAAUUCUCUUCGCGUAUUCAAAAGCUGGCCAAGCAAGGAUCUGCUGCUGACCGGGAACUCAUGGCCCCAAAAUUUUGGCUGUCUCGCUGAAUCUCUUACUGUUCUUGUUCUUUCUCUCUGCUCCUUGCUUAACAGUAAAAAAAAUUUAUUACUCCUAUUAAGAAAUUUGGAUGUGUGAAAACAAUAACCCGAUUAUUGUGAACAUGCUAUUGCUAAUAUUACUUUUUACAUCAUCAACUUCACUAGUUUUUAUAUUCAUUCAUU
Lactuca saligna is the source of this 2190-nucleotide messenger RNA. The record is from the annotation of a GenBank genome assembly. NCBI's taxonomy places the organism in Eukaryota, Viridiplantae, Streptophyta, Magnoliopsida, Asterales, Asteraceae.